CAUUUAGGUUGAUCAGCAGUUAGGAGAUAGCGCUCACACCGCGCACCAGUCCCUACGCUGAUACGGCGUGCGUGUCCCUGUUAUGAGAGGCCGUCUUCGUUUUUGAAUUUUUUUUCGUGUUAUUCCUUUGAAUACAUUGAAUUUAAGUGUCGUUUAUUCGUGAUAUGAACGGCGAUAGUGGUGUGACGAGCAACGGUAGUGUCGCCAAACCGACACCUCCGCCCACAUUGCCAAAGUCCUAUACGCCUAGUGCAGCCGCCGCUUACCGCCUGGCCAGUAUGGAGCGUCUGGCUCAACGUCAAAGGUUAUUCGAACAGGGCGGGCAGCCAGUUGAGGACCUGCAACAGCAAUCGCCAGUACAAUCACAACCAAUCAACAACAGUGGAAGUGGCACCUCCGCUGGGAUUGCACCUCCUGUUCCCGCACCUAAGCCCGUGUUAGGCACAAAGCUGCAAAACAAACGCGAAUUAUUUUUCAAGAAUGAUUCAUCGAACGGCACAAUUAAUACAGGUUCACCGUCUCCAGUUCAGGCCAACGUUAACUCCAACACUCCAGUUUCUAAUUCAUUACCGCACCAAAACUCAUUCAGUAAUUCAAUGUCUAAUCAGAGUGCAAGUUUGCCACCUUCUGGCUCAAUGAACAAACGAAUACCGAUUGCAAAAUCCGAAUCUACGGAUUCUUCGGACAGCAAAGAAAAACCUGUCAAAACUGAACAAACAACUGUAUCAAAAACAAGUGAGAGGAAAGUGAAGAAACUAGAUGGUUAUGUUGGAUUUGCCAAUCUACCAAAUCAAGUUUACAGAAAAGCUGUAAAAAAAGGCUUUGAAUUUACAUUAAUGGUUGUUGGACGAUCUGGUCUUGGAAAGUCAACUUUAAUAAAUACUAUGUUUCUUGCUGAUAUUUAUGGUAAAGAUCAUCCGGGACCUUCUCUACGGGUUGGUAAAACUGUAAGAGUAGAAACUAAUAGAUGUUUAUUGAAAGAGAAAGGUGUGAAUCUUACACUAACUAUUGUGGACACCCCUGGUUUUGGAGAUGCUGUUGAUAAUUCCGAUUGUUGGCAACCUGUGCUUGAAUAUAUUGAAUCCAGGUAUGAAGAGUAUCUUAAUGCAGAAUCAAGAGUCAACCGAAAAGUCCAACAUGACAGUAGAGUUCAUUGUUGUUUAUACUUUUUAGAGUCAAAUAGUCAUGGAAUGACACCUUUAGAUGUAGAAUUUAUGCAGAGAUUACAUGAUAAAGUAAAUAUUAUACCAGUUAUAUCAAAAGCAGAUACAAUGACUCCGAAUGAAGUCACAGAGUAUAAAAAACAGAUUUUAAAUGAAAUUGCUUUGCAUAAAAUCAAAAUUUACGAUUUUCCGGAUUCAGAUAAAGAAGAAGAUCGAGAUAGUUUGAAAAAACUUAAAUCCCGAGUACCAUUUGCAGUAGUCGGUUCAACUGAAGUUCAUGAAGUAGAUGGUAAAAAAAUACGAGGCCGAAAAUAUCCUUGGGGUCUUGUUGAAGUGGAAAAUCUGGAACAUAAUGAUUUUGUUGCCUUAAGAAAUAUGCUCUUAAGGACACAUUUACAAGAUUUAAAAGAAGUGACUAGCAAUGUUCAUUAUGAAAACUUUAGGUUUAGAAAGUUAGCUUGUUUCUCUGCAGAUGGACCUAAAGGAAUGACAAAUUCGUGCGCCCCAGGAGUCAUCAACAAUUCAUUCGUUGCUGUUUGGAAUCCAUUAGCACAAAUGGAAGACGAAAAGCGUGAACAUGAUGCUAAAUUAAAAAAAAUGGAAGCUGAAAUGGAACAAGUUUUUGAAAUGAAAGUUAAAGAAAAAAAACAAAAACUAAAAGAUUCUGAAAUUGCUCUCCAACAAAAGAAUGAACAAAUGAUGAAAAGGCUAGAAUCUGAAGCAAGUGAGUUAGAUGAUAGACGACGCCAAUUGGAAGCUGAAAUUAGAGAAUGGGAAAAUAGUAGUGGUGUUAGCCUAGAUGAACUAAGAAGACGAUCUUUAGAAAGAGAAACAACUGAUGGCAAGGAAAAAAAGAUUAAGAAGAAAGGAUUAUUCUGAAAUAAUAAUGUGCCAUGUUUAUAGUAUCCUAUAAAAUUUCAUUGACUGUAAAAUAAUGACCAAGUUGUAUAAAUUGGGUAUAAUCUCGUUUGAAUGUAGCUUUGUAUAUAGAUUUAUAAAAUAUUUGCUACUGCCAAACUUGUUACCGAUAAUGUGUAU
Messenger RNA from Daktulosphaira vitifoliae (grape phylloxera), 2201 nucleotides. RefSeq names its product septin-7 (gene pnut). The record is from RefSeq and is a predicted model, not a curated record. Gene Ontology annotation, molecular function: GTPase activity; GTP binding; molecular adaptor activity. NCBI's taxonomy places the organism in Eukaryota, Metazoa, Arthropoda, Insecta, Hemiptera, Phylloxeridae. The transcript is spliced from 11 exons. Bases 165 to 2042 code for a protein of 625 amino acids. Gene Ontology annotation, biological process: cytoskeleton-dependent cytokinesis; cilium assembly. Gene Ontology annotation, cellular component: microtubule cytoskeleton; septin complex; cell division site.